AUGCUGCAAAGAUGCGGCACCCUAGGUCACCGAAGGCCGUCUCUUCGUAUCAUCAGUUAGAGCGUUUCUCUCACUCGUUCGUUGGGAGCGUGCCAUCCCCUUUGUGUCAUGGAGUGCACGCCCAUUCCGUGUUGUCCUUUGGAGUGUCUCUCCGCAUCAUACAUUAACAGGUGCAUACCUUCGGGAUCUUCGGAGUGUUUCUCCUCCCGUCGUCGUCCAUUCAUAGACGCGUGCCUUUGGGAUCGUCGGAGCGUUUUCCCCUCCCUUUUUCUGCAUGCAUUUUGCGUCGUCCCUUCAUGGACAUGUGCCUUUGGGAUCGUCGGAGCUUUCUCCUCCCCUUCUUGGCAUAUGUUUUGCAUUGUCCAUUCGCAGGCGCACGCCUUCGGGAUCGUAGGAGUGUUUCUCCACCCGUCGCUGGCAGACGUUGCCACAAUUAUUCGUUAGAGCGUUUCUCCAUGUCAUCCGUCUGCAGGCAUGUGCCUCUGAGUUCGUAGGAGCAUG
This is a messenger RNA of Laetiporus sulphureus 93-53, 501 nucleotides long. RefSeq lists its product as uncharacterized. The record is from RefSeq and is a predicted model, not a curated record. The transcript has a single exon. NCBI's taxonomy places the organism in Eukaryota, Fungi, Basidiomycota, Agaricomycetes, Polyporales, Laetiporaceae. Bases 109 to 444 code for a protein of 111 amino acids.